Messenger RNA from Pectinophora gossypiella (pink bollworm), 2289 nucleotides. RefSeq lists its product as uncharacterized. Bases 1 to 2289 code for a protein of 762 amino acids. The transcript has a single exon. The record is from RefSeq and is a predicted model, not a curated record. Lineage: Eukaryota; Metazoa; Arthropoda; Insecta; Lepidoptera; Gelechiidae. Gene Ontology annotation, molecular function: nucleic acid binding; zinc ion binding.
AUGUCUAAAAAACCUGUUGUGGAGCUGGUAGAUUUAAAAUAUAAAACUUUACGGACUGAUAUUUCUAACGACCUUGGCGAUGAAUACGGAAGUGAUUGCGUGCGACUUGGGGAAAGGAUGGCACUGCCUACGGAUUCCACCGAUCCGGAAGCGGCCCUCCUCUCCAGUGUAGAUAGUGACGGCAGCUCGAUUGCAGCCGAUAGGCCCCGCAGGGGUAAAGGGAAGGGUGGGUCGACUGAUGACCCGAAACCACUGGUUCUUAGCGGCAAGAACCAGGGGUCGAAGGCUCAGGCACCCCCCAGACCGUACAGGGCUGGAGGAAGCCUACAGAGAAUGGGAGAAGACCUGAAUAGGCAAGUAGAGGGGGUGGUGAUGCUCACCUCGGAAGCAGAGUCCGACUGCUCCGGAAUGGACACUGCCAUCUCCUUCUCUGAUGGAGGCUCUGUCACAGACGGAAGACGGAGAAAGAAAAGAAGUGCCCCGGAUGCAAACAGCAGUGGCGAGUCGGGAGAUGGUUCCACCGUCUUUGCACCCACACCGAAGAGGACUGCCAAGCGAGGCAGAGGCAGACCGCCUACUACUGGGCAUUAUGUCGGCCUCGCCAAGGCAAAAGAAGCCCUGGUAAGUGCCCAGCGAGCGGAGCUCGAAGUACAGGACGAAACGGAGGUUCUCGAGUCGACCAGAGAACUCGCGGCAGUCCCUGCGGACUGUCUCGAGAAACGGGUGGAAAGCGGCGUCAAGGUUAUCUUAGACGUCGCUCGCAAGUCGAAAAACCUUAAGGGCACUUUCGUUAACGCCCUUAAAAAGGCUGCCACACAGAUCGAGCAAGCUGUGGCAGCUAUGGCGGAGAGAACCUGUGAUGAAGAGGUGCGGGUCCUACGUUCCGAGAACGUAGAACUAAGAAAGAGGGUGGAGAGUCUCAGCGAGGAGAUGGUCAAGCUCCGCGAGGACCUUGGACAUCUCUCCGCGGAGCGAACCCGCGCCAAAGCGCCCGAGUCACAGUCGGAGGAAAGGAGCGUGGCGGAUCAGCGGUCAGCUAUGAUAAGCGAUAUCGAGCGCAUAAUCGAUAUCAAGCUGGCCAGGCUGGAAAACCGCCUGCUCCCACCGUCGGCAUUCCGACCGCCCCUACAGGCGGAUCUAAAGAGACCUGCUCCGCAGGCUAGCGGAGCCAAAGCCCAAGCUCCAAAGGCAGCUAAAGCCCCAACUGCCAAAGCAGCCAAAAAGGCUGCACCAGCAGUGGUUCCUCCCACCCCUACGCCCACACGCGGCAUAGCGACCCCUUCACAGGGGUCGCAGCCAACUGUGGAGACGUGGAGCGAGGUGGUGAAGAAGGGGAAGAAAGGGAAGAAGGCACGCAAAGCCAAUGCCACUUCCGCAGCCCAAACCACGUCCAGCCAACCUCCGGCGAGCCAUGUAGGUACUACAAGGCCGCUCGGAAAGGUUAAGCCGACAACGUCGGGGGGCAAGCGGAAAGAGAAGGCUUUGUUGCGUCCACCUAGGUCAGCUGCGGUUACUUUAACCCUGCGGCCAGAGGCGACCGACGGCGGCCUAACCUAUGCUCAGGUGCUAACAAAGGCUAGACUGGGAGUUGACCUGAAGCAAUUGGGCAUCGAUGGGCUCCGCUUCCGGAUGGCUGCCACAGGGGCUCGGGUCCUUGAGAUCCCCGGAAAGGAGAGUGGGGAAAAGGCUGAGCUCCUGGCGGCAAAGCUGAAGGAAGUCCUGCCUGAUACUGUGAGGGUGGCGCGCCCCGUAAGAUGCACGGAUGUUGUAGUCUCUGGGCUGGACGACUCUGCUACAGCGGAGAGUAUCACAGCGGCGAUCGUCGAAGCUGGGAAAUGCUCCGCUGAGCAUAUUAAAGUCGGUCCCAUACGUGUUGGGAUAUUUGGAGUGGGCAGUGCGCUCGUCGAGUGCCCUGUCGAAGCGGCCAAGUCGCUAGUGGAGAAAGGGAGACUCCUAGUCGGCUGGAGUGCGACCCGGGUGCGGACACUGGGGCCUAGGCCAAUGAAAUGCUUUAGGUGUUUCGAAAUUGGGCAUACUGGGCUCCAGUGUCAGUCGCAGGUGGAUCGCAGUCGGAACUGCUUCCGCUGCGGACAGGAGGGACACACGUCGUCAUCGUGUACCGGCGACCUCCACUGCCCCGUUUGCAAGGCUGCAGGGAAACCUGCAAACCAUGCAACCGGGGGUCGGAAGUGCGCACGACCAAAGAAGGGCAAGAAAGGGACUGCCAGGACCCCAGUCUCUAGCCAAACACCAAGGGCGCCGCCUCAGGAGGCGAUGAUGACCGGUUAG